GCCUUUCGAACGUUGGCGGAGCUGGGCGUGGCUUCUGGUGAACUCACUCUGGGGAUUGUUGCAGGCAGAGAUGGAGGUGGGCAGUGUGGCCCAAGGGUUGGAGCAGGAGGAGCAGCUGCAGCCCUCCGAGGAAGAGAAGCGGAAGGAGACCGUGGAAGAGUCCCGAAGGCGCCUUUGCUAUGAGUUUGCCUCCAUCAGCAGCACAGAUGUGGCUGUGGCUCAGGGCUUCUUGGCAGAGAAUGGCUGGGACAUGCAAAGAGCGCUGAAUUCCUAUUUCGAGCCACCCCUUGAUGAGCAGCCGGCUACGGACCCAAUGCCCCAGCCUCCUCCUCCUGGAACAGAGACCUUUGUUGACCUUACUGAUGAUUCAACUGACAAUGGAGUAGCUGCUGCUGUAGGAGAGGCAGGUCUCAAGCCACAAGAAGAUGAUAGCACAUUUUCUUUAAUCACCUGGAAUAUAGAUGGCCUGGAUUUGAAGAAUAUUCCAGAAAGAGCACGAGGAGUCUGCUCCUAUCUGGCUUUGUAUAGUCCAGAUGUUGUAUUUUUACAGGAGGUUAUUCUUCCAGUUUUCAACUAUAUACAGAAGAGAGCUGUCAGUUACACAAUUAUUCCAGGUAAUACAGAUGGCUAUUUUACUGCCAUAAUGUUGAAGAAGUCAAGAGUGAGCAUUAUAAAACAUGAAAUAAUACCUUUUCCUACAACCUCCAUGAUGAGAAAUUUGUUAGCAGUACAUGCCACUGUCUCGGGCAAUGAGCUCUGCCUUAUGACUUCUCAUCUAGAGAGCACCAAGGGCCAUAGUGAGGAACGAUUAAACCAGUUGAAACUGGUGUUGGCAAAAAUGAUGGAGGUUCCUGAGUCCACUGCUGUGAUCUUUGGAGGAGAUACCAAUCUGAGAGACAAAGAGCUUGCUAAAAUAGGCGGGUUACCAGACAAUAUUCUGGAUAUAUGGGAGUUCUUGGGCAAGCCAGAACAUUGCCACUACACAUGGGACACAAGCCAAAACACCAACUUGGCAGCACGUUACAAAUGUCAACUUCGGUUUGAUCGCCUCUUCCUCCGAGCGGCUUCUGCUGGCGGACAGAUUAUUCCUAGGAGUUUGGAUUUAAUUGGGCUUGAAAAACUAGAUUGUGGCAGAUUUCCUAGUGAUCACUGGGGCCUGUUUUGUAAUUUUGAUGUGGUACUAUGAAAAGAAUUAUUUUUUAAAGGCACCAUUCUUCAACAUUCCCUUUUCCCAAUAUUUCACAUCUUGCUAAAUUUUAAACGGGUUCCAAGAUGUCUUCAGAUUCACACUUCCAAGGAAUUAAUCUACUCCUUGUGCUGUUGCUUGUAUCUUGCCUAAUAAAAGGAGUCAAAUGCCCUAUCGUAUGAUUUUAGCUUCUUGCUGCUUAUGUGCUCUUCUGGAGAAUGUUAACUCUUUUGCAAAAUGAAUGUUUUGCAUGUUUAUAAGUUUUAUACACUAUUCCCUAAAUUAGAACAGAAUAUUUCAGUAAAUUUUAAAUACUCCUGUAUGUAAAUAAUUUUGUGCUUAAUAAAGAUAGUUUUCAAGGA
Sceloporus undulatus (fence lizard) is the source of this 1548-nucleotide messenger RNA. It is a transcript of the gene TDP2, whose product is annotated as tyrosyl-DNA phosphodiesterase 2. Gene Ontology annotation, cellular component: PML body; cytoplasm. Gene Ontology annotation, molecular function: 5'-tyrosyl-DNA phosphodiesterase activity; protein binding; single-stranded DNA binding. NCBI's taxonomy places the organism in Eukaryota, Metazoa, Chordata, Lepidosauria, Squamata, Phrynosomatidae. The record is from RefSeq and is a predicted model, not a curated record. The coding region runs from base 71 to 1186 and encodes 371 amino acids. The transcript has 7 exons. Gene Ontology annotation, biological process: double-strand break repair.